GGUAGGUAUCCUUUUGGCUCCUGCGUCUCAGAUUCUAUACACAUAAAUGCUUCCAUGUUUGUGUUCGAUUGGUGGGUUCAUCGUUUUUUAGCAUGUACACCUUAUCUCUCGACGUGGGUAGUCUCUAUCUUUGAGAAACACGGUUUCUCAGGCGGGAUGUUUUGGCCUCUGCGAUCUCAAAACUGAGGUGCCCAGUGGAUAUUCCGUGACGUCCGGACGCAUAGAUGUUACCUUUUUGGCUUUUUGGAUUUGCGUGCUCAUAAACAUCAGUUGUCUGGUGGCCUGCAAGUUUAGGUAUAGGCUUAAGAGAACCACUCGUCCGUUGUUGCCAGAAGCAGAUGAUAUAUGGAAGGUUUGAACUUUGAAGUAACUGGUUGUUGUCAUCGGUAACUUCAUAUUCUUGUAUGCUAUGAACUCACUGGAAAUGUCAAAGGAGGCAAUUAACUGAGUUAGGAGUCUGGAGGGCACUCGUUUAGUAUAUUUUUUCUCCGUGUCUGUUUGGUUCUCCUAGUGAUCUUGAAGAGCGAGAUAAACUUGUUUGCUGUAUACUUUGGUGGAUUUAUAAGGCUAUUCGAUCGCUCGAUCAUAACGUUUUCCAUUGUGCUCUCAGUCUUCCACAUAUGUGUGAAUGGUUGGCAUGGUGAAAGAUAGCAGGAUAGGAGUCAGGGGAGAUUGCUGAUGUUCAUAUAUUUUUGAAACAUUGGAAUGUUUAGAAGUGACUGCUGCAGUAAUUGGUUCUUUCUUUUGUCCUCCGUGAACUUUAGGCGGAGUUUGCUAUGAGAUGACUUUGGGAUUCAGAAGUUUCGGACAAGAAAGAUUCCGUUUUUGUAUUGGGAUUGUGAUGUUUGGGGAUCCUUUUUCACGAGGAUAGCCAUUCUUCAGUUGCUCAUUUCAGGGGAAGGGAUGUACAUGACCCUCAUUGAUGACAUUGACGAGAACUAUUUGCUAUAGACUCGACACAAUGUAGAAAUAUAAAGUGCUCGGGUCUGAAUGUGUUGAUACGUUGAAGUUGGUUUCAUCUUAAUUGUUGGAAAUACUUUUUCAUUAAGAUGUCUCAAAAUAGAGCACAAUUUCAUUCUGUUGGUCAUUCUAAUUUACUUGCCACUGGGCCUGCAAAUAAAUCGACUCCUGCCAUUAGACCUCUGUUCCAAGGGGUAAACGUUUUGGGUGUGAAGAAAAGAGGCCAUGGUAGUCGAUCAUGGACACGGAUUGACAAGGAUGGGACUUCACAGGUUUUGGAGAUUGAUAAGUUUACAUUGAUGAGACGUUGCAAUCUCCCAGCCAGAGACCUUCGACUUUUGGAUCCACUGUUUGUUUAUCCCUCUGCUAUACUGGGCCGAGAGAAGGCAAUUGUAGUUAACCUUGAGCAGAUUCGGUGCAUAAUUACGUCCGAUGAAGUUAUUCUCCUGAAUUCACUGGAUGGUUGUGUGACACAGUACCAGAUGGAACUCUGCAAACGCCUUGCAGUUCGGAAAGAACUCGAUGACUUGCCAUUUGAGUUUAGGGCCUUGGAGGUAGCUCUUGAAUUAACUUGCACAUUUCUAGAUUCUCAGGCAACAGAUCUUGAAAAUGAGGUUUACCCAGUGCUAGACGGCCUUGCCUCAUCAAUUAGCACUCUGAAACUAGAACACGUACGAAGGAUGAAAAGCAAUCUUCUUGCUUUGACUCAGAGAGUACAAAAGAUCCAUGAUGAAAUUGAGCAGCUUAUGAAUGACGAUGGAGACAUGGCUGAGAUGUAUCUUACUGAGAAGAAAGAGCAGAACGAAGCGUACUUCUUAAACAAUCACCAUUUCCUGAGUUGUGCUGCUGGUCCAGGUGUUUUCCAUUCUGCGCCUGUUUCACCUAUUUCUUCUCCUUCUGGGUCACCAAAGCUAGAGAGAGACUCAUACAGCUUUGCAAGUCGAAGUAAACAUGGAAGCUUAAGGAGUUCAGGCACAAACAAUGAGCACAUACAGGAGCUGGAAAUGUUACUUGAGGCAUACUUUGUUGUUAUUGACAAUACCCUUAAUAAAUUAUCUUCGCUUAAAGAAUACAUUGAUGACACAGAAGAUUUUAUCAAUAUCAAAUUGGACAAUGUCAGAAACCAGUUGAUCCAGAUUGAAUUGCUGAUAACAGCGGGAACUUUUGUGAUUGCUAUAUUUGGUGUAGUGACUGGAAUUUUUGGGAUGAACAUUCCAAUCGACUUGUUUAACUAUUCUUCUGCCUUUAAUUGGGUUUUGAUUAUCUCGACUGUUGUGGGUGGACUUAUGUUUUUGUCAUUCUUGUGGUACUUCAAACACAAGAGGUUGAUGUUCAUGUGAGAAAGCAUACAUGUCAGUGGUGGAUUUAGGGGCCAACAUACUUCACGGUUAAAAGUGAACUACGAAGCCUAAAGCUGCUAAUUUUUUUGCUCAUGAAAGUCUGAUGAAUAAUUUGAUAGUUGAAGAAGUCAUACAGCGAAUCCAGAAACUGAAAGCAGAAUACAUCUUUCAGAAAGUGUAGUUUCAGUUUUCUUCUUGAUAAGCAGCUUCUUGGAAUGUGCUUUUGUAGUGCCAAGAGAGCUCCAGCAACUUUAUUCCAAAUAUUGCGGGGCUUUUAUUUUUCUGAAAUGGCCUUCAUGUGUGGUUUCUUUCUCAAGAAGUCAUGUUUGUUAGUGUACUUGAUUUGUUAUGGACUUCUCAUGAGAUAUCUCCCCACAAUGUUCAAUUUAAUUUAUAUGUGGAGCCUUAAGGAAAUCAUGCAGAAGUUUGCUUGAGGAA
Molecule: messenger RNA, 2738 nt
Organism: Nymphaea colorata (pocket water lily)
Lineage: Eukaryota; Viridiplantae; Streptophyta; Magnoliopsida; Nymphaeales; Nymphaeaceae
Product: magnesium transporter MRS2-B-like
Exons: 7
Coding region: 1050-2300 (416 amino acids)
Biological process (GO): magnesium ion transport
Molecular function (GO): magnesium ion transmembrane transporter activity
Source: RefSeq, a predicted model, not a curated record